CGAAACAUCAAACAUGUCCAAUACAUUGUAUCCUAUAAAAGAUGCAUUCACUUAAACUUUUUUCACGCAUAAUUGUUCUAUCUAUUUUUGUUCUUACACCAUGAAACCUUGUACAAGAGGUUUAUCUACAAAUCUUAAAGCUCCAAUCUUGAUCAAGAACUUAAAAUCAACAUCAACAGUGAAGUUUGCACCUCUGUUUCAGCUUUCUGGAUUUGAAUUUCCAGUUGCCUUAACCACUACUCGUUGUACCCAUUCUACAGUUCAUGCUCCAUCACCAGUAAUUCAAUCCGAUUCCAAUACAAGAGUGCUUGAUAUUGCUGAUGAAAAAUCAGAAAGGGUAGAGAAAAACUUAGAAAAGGUGAUUUAUAGCUGUCGGUUUUUUGCUAUUCUUGCAGUAUGGGGUUCCUUAAUUGGAUCUUUUCUUUGUUUUAUCAAGGGCUGCUCGUGUGUGAUAGAAUCAUUCCAAGGGUACUUUGCAAGCAGAGCUAUGGUUAUUGUGCAUCUUGUCGAAGCUAUAGAUAUAUACCUAUUGGGAACAGUGAUGUUAGUCUUUGGGAUGGGUCUCUAUGAGCUCUUCAUCAGCAACCUUGACAUAGGAAAAUCAAUGACAGGAGAGAGAACUCGGUAUCGAUCAAAUCUCUUCGGCAUGUUCACUCUAAAGGAACGACCGAGAUGGUUGGAAAUAACUACUGUGAGCGGGCUGAAAACCAAAAUCGGGCAUGUUAUUGUGAUGCUGCUUCUCAUCGGUUUAUUCGAUAAGAGCAAGAAGGCUGUUAUACAUUCACCAUUUGAUCUACUUUGCUUUGCAGCUUCUGUGUUUCUUUGUUCUGGCUGCCUCUAUCUGCUUUCAAAACUCACCGACGAAAAGUGAAGCAUUUUAUAGAUAGAUCGCAGUUUACAAUUCCUAAGGAACUGCUUUGGUGAAUUUCAAGUUUUAGAACAUGUACAUACUCCUAUGUAUAUUACACAAAUGCAUGGUAUAAUAUAAACAUCUUUUGUAAGAAA
Molecule: messenger RNA, 1005 nt
Organism: Lycium barbarum (goji berry)
Lineage: Eukaryota; Viridiplantae; Streptophyta; Magnoliopsida; Solanales; Solanaceae
Exons: 5
Coding region: 101-871 (256 amino acids)
Source: RefSeq, a predicted model, not a curated record